GUAUGCUCGUGACUGAGGACGCGGUUAGAUUACAGGCCUUUUCUCCCUCAAUUUCUGUGUUUUUCUGGGCCAACUGUCAAUUGUCAAGCUGACAGCGUCCUUCCUUCCUUCCUUCCAGUUCCCGCAACGCCCAGCCAAGUCACCACUUCAUUUUUUCCCAUUUGAAGUGAAAGUUCCAAUGCUCCAACUUGCACAGUUACUCGUGGACGAUUCACGACCUCCUGCGAAAGCCAUGGGCAAAUUCAAUACUCAAAAUACAGACCUGUAGAUUAGUUAUCUUCCGCGAUUUCUUCUUGGAAAUCCAAUCCCUUAUGCUUUUCCCCUUUAUAUAUCUCCUUCCUUGCUCUUUCUCAUCCAUCUCUCUCUUUCUCUCUGCCUCUGAGCGAGCAUUCACCCUGUUCUCUUUCCCAGCAAUGGCAUCUCAAAAUCCCGAAGUCAAUUUCCAAGAUUACUUGCCUAUUAUGGCCAACAAGCUUCGGGGAGAUGGCUUGAUAGACAAAUUUUGCAAUGGGUUUAAUCUAUUGAUGGAUUCUAAUAAAGGGGUCAUCACGUUGGACAGCCUCAAGAGGAAUUCCGCUUUGCUGGGGCUACAAGACUUUGCCGAUGAGGAUCUUCGCUCCAUGUUGAGAGAAGGUGAUUUUGACGGUGAUGGGACCCUGAAUCAGUUAGAAUUCUGCGUUUUGAUGUUCAGCUUGAGUCCUGAACUCAUGGAAGGGUCAAAAUUGUGGUUACAGGAAGUCCUUCAACAUGAACUCAAUGAUUAUGUUUGAUUUCCCUCCAUCAUUAUUCCAUUUUAAUUUGUCUAUUUUGGGCAAUUGCCCCAUAUAAUUGUAAGAAAAAAGAUAGAAAUGAAAUGGAACAAAAUAUUCGUUUGA
This is a messenger RNA of Prosopis cineraria, 875 nucleotides long. RefSeq names its product calcium-binding protein PBP1-like. Lineage: Eukaryota; Viridiplantae; Streptophyta; Magnoliopsida; Fabales; Fabaceae. Gene Ontology annotation, molecular function: calcium ion binding. Bases 312 to 770 code for a protein of 152 amino acids. The transcript has a single exon. The record is from RefSeq and is a predicted model, not a curated record.